This is a messenger RNA of Neogale vison (American mink), 5449 nucleotides long. RefSeq names its product SH3 and multiple ankyrin repeat domains 3 (gene SHANK3). NCBI's taxonomy places the organism in Eukaryota, Metazoa, Chordata, Mammalia, Carnivora, Mustelidae. The record is from RefSeq and is a predicted model, not a curated record. The transcript is spliced from 22 exons. Gene Ontology annotation, cellular component: postsynaptic membrane; dendritic spine; postsynaptic density. Bases 1 to 5448 code for a protein of 1815 amino acids. Gene Ontology annotation, molecular function: synaptic receptor adaptor activity; ionotropic glutamate receptor binding.
AUGCAGCUGAGCCGCGCCGCCGCCGCUGCCGCCGCCGCCGCCGCCCCUGCGGAGCCCUCGGCGCAGCUGUCCCCCGCGCCGGCCCCGGCCCCGGCCCCCCCCGGCCCCCUCCCGCGCAGCGCGGCCGACGGGGCUCCGGCGGGGGGGAAGGGGGGGCCGGGGCGCCGCGCGGAGCCUCAGCGCGCUCCGCUCUCGGCCGCGAGCCGCCCGGGCUCCGGCCCGGGCGCCGGCGCUGGGAUGGACGGCCCCGGGGCCAGCGCCGUGGUCGUGCGCGUCGGCAUCCCGGACCUGCAGCAGACGAAGUGUCUGCGCCUGGACCCGGCCGCGCCCGUAUGGGCCGCCAAGCAGCGCGUGCUCUGCGCCCUCAACCACAGCCUCCAGGACGCGCUCAACUACGGGCUCUUCCAGCCGCCCUCCCGGGGCCGUGCGGGCAAGUUCCUGGACGAGGAGCGGCUCUUGCAGGAGUACCCGCCCAACCUGGACACGCCCCUGCCCUACCUGGAGUUUCGAUACAAGAGGCGAGUUUAUGCCCAGAACCUCAUUGAUGAUAAGCAGUUUGCAAAGCUUCACACAAAGGCAAACCUGAAGAAGUUCAUGGAUUACGUCCAGCUGCACAGCACGGACAGGGUGGCCCGCCUGCUGGACAAGGGGCUGGACCCCAAUUUCCACGAUCCUGACUCAGGAGAGUGUCCUCUGAGCCUCGCGGCCCAGCUGGACAAUGCCGCGGACCUGCUGAAGGUGCUGCGGAACGGCGGCGCGCACCUGGACUUCCGCACUCGAGACGGCCUCACGGCCGUGCACUGCGCCACGCGCCGGCGGAACGCCGCGGCCUUGACGACCCUGCUGGACCUGGGCGCUUCACCCGACUACAAGGACAGCCGCGGCCUGACGCCCUUGUACCACAGCGCCCUGGGGGGCGGGGACGCCCUCUGCUGUGAGCUCCUUCUUCACGACCACGCUCAGCUGGGGACCACAGAUGAGAAUGGCUGGCAGGAGAUCCAUCAGGCCUGCCGCUUUGGGCACGUGCAGCACCUGGAACACCUGCUGUUCUACGGAGCUGACAUGGGGGCUCAGAACGCCUCAGGGAACACAGCCCUGCACAUCUGUGCCCUUUAUAACCAGGAGAGCUGUGCUCGAGUCCUGCUUUUCCGUGGAGCUAACAAGGAUGUCCGCAAUUACAAUAGCCAGACCGCCUUCCAGGUGGCCAUCGUCGCAGGGAACUUUGAGCUCGCCGAGGUCAUCAAGACCCAUAAAGACUCGGACGUUGUCCCAUUCAGGGAAACCCCCAGUUAUGCAAAGCGACGGCGGCUGGCUGGCCCCAGUGGCCUGGCCUCCCCUCGGCCCCUGCAGCGCUCAGCCAGUGACAUCAACCUGAAGGGUGAGGUGCAACCAGCAGCUUCGCCAGGACCCUCGCUGCGCAGCCUCCCCCACCAGCUGCUGCUCCAGCGGCUGCAAGAGGAGAAAGACCGAGAUCGGGAUGGUGACCAAGAGAAUGACAUCGGUGGCCCCACAGCAGGCAGGGGCAGCCAGAGCAAGAUCAGCCCGAGCGGGCCCGGCGGCCCCGGCGGCCCCGGCCCCGCGCCCGGCCCCGGCCCGGCGCCCCCCGCGCCCCCCGCGCCGCCGCCCCGGGGCCCGAAGCGGAAACUUUACAGCGCCGUCCCCGGCCGCAAGUUCAUCGCCGUGAAGGCGCACAGCCCGCAGGGCGAGGGCGAGAUCCCGCUGCACCGCGGCGAGGCCGUGAAGGUGCUCAGCAUUGGGGAGGGCGGUUUCUGGGAGGGGACCGUGAAAGGCCGCACGGGCUGGUUCCCGGCUGACUGCGUGGAGGAGGUCCAGAUGAGACAGUAUGACACGCGGCACGAAACCCGGGAGGACCGGACCAAGCGCCUUUUCCGGCACUACACGGUGGGCUCCUAUGACAGCCUCACUUCUCACAGUGACUAUGUCAUUGACGACAAGGUGGCCGUCCUUCAGAAACGGGACCACGAGGGCUUUGGUUUUGUGCUCCGCGGAGCGAAAGCGGAGACCCCCAUCGAGGAGUUCACACCCACGCCGGCCUUCCCUGCGCUCCAGUACCUCGAGUCGGUGGAUGUGGAGGGUGUGGCCUGGAGGGCCGGGCUGCGCACUGGAGACUUCCUCAUCGAGGUGAACGGGGUGAACGUGGUGAAGGUCGGGCACAAGCAGGUGGUGGCCCUGAUCCGCCAGGGCGGGAACCGCCUCGUCAUGAAGGUUGUAUCUGUGACGAGGAAGCCAGAAGAAGAUGGGGCUCGGCGCAGAGCCCCACCGCCCCCCAAGAGGGCCCCCAGCACCACGCUGACCCUGCGCUCCAAGUCCAUGACGGCCGAGCUCGAGGAACUGGCCUCCAUUCGGAGAAGGAAAGGGGAGAAACUGGAUGAGAUCCUGGCAGCCGCCGCGGAGCCUGCGCUGAGGCCGGACAUCGCCGAUGCCGACUCCAGAGCCGCCACCGUCAAACAGCGGCCCACCAGUCGGAGGAUCACCCCCGCCGAGAUCAGUUCUUUGUUUGAGCGCCAGGGCCUCCCAGGCCCAGAAAAGCUGCCCGGCUCCCUGCGGAAGGGGAUUCCACGGACCAAGUCUGUAGGGGAGGACGAGAAGCUGGCAUCCCUGCUGGAGGGACGCUUCCCGAGGAGCACUUCGAUGCAAGACCCUGUGCGCGAGGGCCGCGGCAUCCCGCCCCCGCCGCAGACCGCGCCGCCGCCCCCACCCGCCCCCUACUACUUCGACUCGGGGCCGCCCCCUGCCUUCUCGCCGCCGCCCCCUCCGGGCCGCGCCUACGACACAGUGCGCUCCAGCUUCAAGCCCGGCUUGGAAGCGCGCCUGGGCGCUGGGGCCGCAGGCCUGUAUGAUCCCGGCGCGCCGCUGGGGCCGCUGCCCUACCCCGAGCGGCAGAAGCGCGCGCGUUCCAUGAUCAUCCUGCAGGAUUCCGCGCCGGAGAUGGGCGACGUGCCCCGGCCACCGCCUGCGGCCACCCCGCCAGAGCGUCCCAAGCGUCGGCCGCGGCCGCCAGGGCCCGACAGCCCCUAUGCCAACCUGGGCGCCUUUAGCGCCAGCAUCUUCGCGCCCUCCAAGCCUCAGCGCCGCAAGAGCCCGUUGGUGAAGCAGCUCCAGGUAGAAGACGCCCAGGAGCGCGCGGCCCUGGCCGUGGGCAGCCCGGGCCCGACCGGCGGCAGCUUCGCCCGCGAGCCCUCCCCAACGCACCGGGGCCCUCGGCCAAGCGGUCUCGACUACGGCCUUGCGGACAGCCCCGGCCUCGCCUUUGGGGGCCCGGGGCCCGGCAAGGACCGGCGGCUGGAGGAGCGGCGCCGCUCCACCGUGUUCCUGUCGGUGGGAGCCAUCGAGGGCAGCCAGCCCAGCGCGGACCUGCCCUCCCUGCAGCCCUCCCGCUCCAUCGAUGAGCGCCUUCUGGGGACCAGCCCCACCGCCGGCCGUGACCUGCUCCUGCCCUCCCCCGUCUCUGCUCUGAAGCCAUUGGUCGGCGGCCCAAGCCUUGGGCCUUCAGGCUCCACCUUCAUCCACCCACUCACCGGCAAGCCCCUGGACCCCAGCUCCCCCCUGGCCCUCGCCCUGGCUGCCCGGGAACGGGCUCUGGCCUCCCAGGCGCCCUCCCGGUCUCCCACGCCGGUGCACAGCCCUGACGCCGACCGCCCUGGGCCCCUGUUUGUGGAUGUCCAGGCCCGAGACUCUGAGCGAGGGGCCCUGGCCUCCCCAGCCUUCUCCCCGAGGAGCCCGGCCUGGGUUCCUGUGCCUGCUCGCAGGGAGCCGGAGAAAGCACCCCGGGAGGAGCGUAAGUCGCCGGAGGACAAGAAGUCCAUGAUCCUCAGUGUCCUGGACACGUCCCUGCAGCGGCCAGCCGGCCUCAUCGUCGUGCACGCCACCAGCAAUGGGCAGGAGCCCAGUGGGCUGGCGGCCGAAGAGGAGCGUCCGGGCACCCCAGAGCUGGCCCCCACCCCCACGCAGUCAGCAGUGGUGGCGGAGCCCCUGGCUAGCCCCCGGGCUCAGCCCCCUGGCAGCGCCCCGCCCAGCGACCCCGGGCCAGGCCAGGGCAGCUCCGAGGAGGAGCCGGAGCUGGUAUUUGCUGUGAACCUGCCGCCUGCCCAGCUGUCCUCCAGUGACGAGGAGACCAGGGAGGAGCUGGCCCGCAUUGGGCUGGUGCCGCCUCCCGAAGAGUUUGCCAACGGCGUCCUGCUGGCCACCCCACUUCCUGGCCCAGGUCCCUCGCCCACCACGGUGCCAGGCCCGGCCUCAGGGAAGCCGAGCAGCGAGCCACCUCCCGCCCCCGAGUCUGCGGCUGACUCAGGGGUGGAGGAGGCCGACACGCGCAGCUCCAGCGACCCCCACCUGGAGACCACGAGCACCAUCUCCACGGUGUCCAGCAUGUCCACUCUGAGCUCGGAGAGCGGGGAGCUCACCGACACCCACACCUCCUUCGCCGACGGACACACUUUUCUACUCGAGAAGCCACCAGUGCCUCCCAAGCCCAAGCUCAAGUCCCCGCUGGGGAAGGGGCCGGUGACCUUCAGGGACCCGCUGCUGAAGCAGUCCUCGGACAGCGAGCUCAUGGCCCAGCAGCACCACGCCGCCUCCGCCGGGCUGGCCUCCGCUGCCGGGCCUGCUCGCCCUCGCUACCUCUUCCAGAGAAGGUCCAAGCUGUGGGGGGACCCCGUGGAGAGCCGGGGGCUCCCUGGGCCCGAAGAUGACAAACCAGCUGUGAUCAGUGAGCUCAGCUCCCGCCUGCAGCAGCUGAACAAAGACACGCGCUCCCUGGGGGAAGAGCCGGCUGGUGGCCUGGGCGGCCUGCUGGACCCCGCCAAGAAGUCGCCCAUCGCGGCAGCUCGGCUCUUCAGCAGCCUCGGUGAGCUGAGCUCCAUCUCAGCGCAGCGCAGCCCCGGGGGCCCGGGCGGCGGGGCCUCCUACCCGGUGCGGCCCGGCGGCCGCUACCCCGUGGCGCGCCGCGCCCCGAGCCCAGUGAAGCCCGCGUCGCUGGAGCGGGUGGAGGGGCUGGGGGCGGGCGCGGGGGGCGCGGGGCGGCCCUUCGGCCUCACACCUCCCACCAUCCUCAAGUCGUCCAGCCUCUCCAUCCCGCACGAGCCGAAGGAGGUGCGUUUUGUGGUGCGCAGCGUGAGCGCACGCAGCCGCUCGCCCUCGCCGUCGCCGCUGCCCUCGCCAGCGCCCGGCCCCGGCCCCGGCCCCGGGGCCCCCGGCCCGCGCCGGCCCUUCCAACAAAAGCCGCUGCAGCUCUGGAGCAAGUUCGACGUGGGCGACUGGCUGGAGAGCAUCCACCUGGGCGAGCACCGCGACCGCUUCGAGGACCACGAAAUCGAGGGCGCGCACCUGCCGGCGCUCACCAAGGACGACUUCGUGGAGCUGGGCGUCACGCGCGUGGGCCACCGCAUGAACAUCGAGCGCGCGCUCAGGCAGCUGGACGGCAGCUGAC